Porites lobata is the source of this 8834-nucleotide messenger RNA. Lineage: Eukaryota; Metazoa; Cnidaria; Anthozoa; Scleractinia; Poritidae. The record is from the annotation of a GenBank genome assembly.
AUGGCGGCACACAUGGCAAGGAAAGCUCUUUACGUUUAUGGCGCAUUUUGCAUACUUUUGUUUGCCAAAGCGAGCUACGAAUGCGAAAGUAAGUAUUUACACUUUUUGCGUUGACUUAAGACAGAAUUAUGAGUAAUUCUGAAAAUGGAGUUCGAGAAAAGAGUCAAAACAAUUUUGAAAUUUGCCCCUCGGCCCCGCGCCUCUACUCGUUUAAGCAGAGUUACAUGUACGAUCAUUGUGCCGUGAUUGCACGAAAAACAAAUUUAAUUAUUUAUUCCAAUAAUUUAUGAUUCAAUGAGGGACAACUUAAGGUUUUUUUUCUCAGUCUCACCCUAGUAACAUCGGAUAAAAACAUUGUAAUGUUUAACUUAUUGAGAGCAAAGCUGGACAGGAUGAAAUGCAACAGUCAGAUAAUUUUUCAAUCCAAAAUACCUGUAUCAUUUUUACUAAACAUUUACGCGUGGUAAAGCCACGUACCCCAUUAACUCAGGGCGCGAAGAAAAUCCUGUCUUGUUAUCUAGGACAUUUAGUAGUUUUGCUAUUAAAUUUGGGUAAGGAACAUUGUUAUAUUCCUACACUUUCACUCAACUAAACAGGGACUGUCAUUGGUUGAUUCUUGGUCACGUGGCCUUGACUAAAAUCAAAUGUAUCCCGAUCGUGAUACAAUAAACAAUGUACCCCGCUCAGGCUACAUUACAGCACAUGAUCAAAGCAUGGUGGAAAGUAGCGCGACAGAAGGCGGGAAAAACACUGCCUGUUUUCAUUUUUGUGAAUGAACACAACAGCUUGAACACCAACACAAAGCCUCAAGCUAAAAAGCAAUGAUUUUUUAAGGCAUCCUAGAAGAGAAAGAGCAGCUAGUGGAGAAAAAAGAUGCAGAUAAUAUAAGGAAAGUACUUUGUAAAUCAUUUAUUCAGUGAUUUUAAGAAUUAAAUUUGUGUUGUUAUAAGUACCGAGUCAACUGUUUUGGUUCGCUCCAGUUAUUCUUUUGUUGCUGUUGAAGUGAAAGUCUGGAAAUAUAACAAAACACUUAAUGUCAGGUCCCUCGGGAAACCAGUUAGUUUUGUUUUCCCUCGAGUCCUGAUGUUUCCCGAGACGAACAUCAGAACUCUCACGAGAACAAAACUAACUGUUUCCCUCGGGAUCUGACAUUAAGUGUAUAAUAAUCUUUUUUCCUCAGUUGUCCAAUGGGCAAAGGUCCAUUCAAGUCAUCUAGUAGUUAAAUCAUUAACAAGCAAGCAGUGGCCCUGGGCAAGCAAAAUGUAAGACCUGCUUGAGCUUUUUUCAAGCCCUACCAGAAACACAACAAAGUAACUUGAUAAUUUGUCUUCUUCAGACAUCUCCAUUUUCGAUCUAUCAAGAAAGAAGGAUUUUUCCAAGUUCCAAGCUAAGAACAUGAAAAUGUGUGUAUCGGGUAGGGAUGUCUCACUGUCACACUUGUGGGGCAGUGUGGUAGUUGCUCUUCAAUUUGACAAAACUGAUGUUCAAUCUUAUGAAGCUGAUAGGUAAGUUAAUUUUUUUCCCAACAAAAUGGUGACUAGUAACACUAAUUCCUUAAACAUUUCUUAAUUCAGCUAGCAUCUUCAUUGUAUACAAGUUGCUCUAGUAGUUACUUGUAUUGAAAGUUACUUGCCAGUGAUUUUAUGAGGAGAAACACUGUUGGUGUUAAAGUAGGCUCGAUUACCAGCGGCUGUUUCGGAAAUGAGCCCGCGGUCCUCCCAUGAACAGACAGCUGGACGCAUGGGCUUGCUAUUGUUAAUUACCACCAAUCAUAAGCUGCAAAUAGACUCUAUAGAGCCAUGGUCCUCCCGGUUCUAGAUUAUUGUGAUGCUGUUUGGCAUGACUGUUGACAAGGAAACAAUGAGAAGAUUGAGUGACUACAAAGAUGAGCAGCGAGGAUUGUCUACUUCAAAGCUGCCUCAAAACUGUCAACUGAUCAAAUUGGAACCUCUCUAUUAUAGAAGACAGACCCACAUUUUAAGAUUUGUUAAUGAUGGCAUUGCAAAUAGAGUUCCCAGAUACCCUUUUAAUUGUUUUAAUGUAAGAAACCGUGACAUUCAUCGCCAAAAAACUAGACAUAAUAAUGACCUUAUCUUAGAAAAAGAUUAGUUAACUUAGAAUGCACCAAGCGCGCUUUUUUCUACACAGGUGCAACAAAAUUUUUAAUACCUUUUAGAAUUUAAAACUGUUCGAAUCUUCCUGUUAACGUAGCUAUUUUAUACUAUUGUAAUUUGUUUUUAUCCAUAUUUUUAACCUUUUUUUUUUCAGGACCUGCAUUGAUAGCAGUUUUUUCUUAAAACUGAUGCAGCAAUCCUGUAUAAAUAUGUUUAAAUUAUUAUUAUUAUUAUUAUUAUUAUUAUUAAAAAUUAUUAUUAUCGUUGGCUGCUCAAAUCAAGCAGACAGCAUAAAUCAUUUUAUUUUUCUGGAGCAGAUUUUAAACGGCAGGCCAAACUUAGGUGUUGUUUGAUUUGGUGUGCGAUUGUGUCUUAGAACGUUUUUAACAAAGAAAAGUAUUCUCUUAGAGAAGCUGGCAAAUAGUAGGUAUGUUUUUGAAAUUCAACCAACUGGAACUGGAUCAAUAAUUAUUUCCAUUCUACAUGAAUGAUGGUUGUUUGCAGCUAACGUGAAAGAGACGACUGUCAAGUCCACCGGUAAUGCAGGGUCAAUGUAAAUACAAUCAGUACUUGUUUCUGCUGAUUUUUAUGGCAAAAAAAUUAAUACCAAAGUGAAGACGAGGCAAAGCACAACAUAUGUUUAGUAUUUAAUGACAUUUCCCAUUUUCGACGUUGAAGAUGCAUAAAGUUACUUUAUGGCCAUUCACUCAUCCAGCCAUCUCUUCUUGGGGAGGACUAAGAGAGCGAUGGAAAUCGUGCCUAGUGUUAAAGGGGUAUAGUAAAUAAUUUAUUAUUGUCUGAUUCUACAGUUAUAGCAACAUUCAUAUUUAUUAAUUAUUACUGGAUCACUACAUUCAGAUCAUUAUUACAUGUAUUUAUGUUGUGCAUUGUAAAUGAGUCAUUUUAAUAUGCUUACAUGUGUUGCCUCCUCACAUGUGUUUUCUGCUUUAAUCAGUAAUUUCAAAACAUUCUUUUUAUUUGUAUUGCACUUGACAGCUGCCAUGCGCUCAACCCAGCCAAUAAAACUUGGGGAUCUGUGUUUCAGUCAUUGGUGACUAGCACUAACAUACAGGAUCAAAUCACAUUCAAGCAGUCACCAUUCAAAACUUCAUGCUUUGCAGUGGAAUUUGGAAAAAAACGGAAUGUGUUCAUAGAAGCUGAGUUUCAAGGUGAUUCUACAAAAUAAUUUAAUUUUAUGGUCAUGACAAAUAUCCAUGAUAAUACCAUUUCAAACUUAACAGUGGCCAAAGAGCAAGUUCAAAAGAAAAUUCAAAUUUCUUUUUGUAAAAUCAUAAAAAAUAAAUGGCAGUUCACCUGUAUUUUAAAGUUUUUACCAAAAGUUGUUUCAUUUGAAUGUCCAUAGCAUUGAAAGUUAGUGACAUACUGUAUUUGAUUAAGUAAGUACUGCCAGUAAUUAAUACCCGUGAACAACACCAUCAAAUAAACGCUCACCCAAUCAGAAGAAUGUGGAGUUUAUGUGAGGAUAAUAAAAAAAUAAACUUGCUUUAACCCAAUAGUCUACACCAUGCAGACAAUAAUGAUAUGAUUCUAUUUCAGCAAAAAAGCACCUUACUUUUGUGCAUGUAGAGGGUAAAUAAUAAAGUUGUUAAUCUCUUUCCAUUUUAGUCAUUGACUGGAAAUUUCCAGCAGCAUUUCUAGCAGGCCUUGUCAUCUUUUACAAUGCAGAAAGACUUAGUAGGUAUACUAUCUAAACGUCCCCUUCCACAAUGUAAAUUUUAACAAGAACUUGAUUUGUUAAAGUGAUGAUGAUGAUAUUCGAGGAUGAUGAUAAUGAUGAUGAUGAUGAUGAUGAUGAUGAUGAUGAUGGUGACAGUAAUGACAGUUGAUCCAUUGAGUCUAUUUAGAUGCCAUACCAACUUUCAAUUGCUGCCAAUAGACCUUUGUCAUGGGGUGGCCAUUUUGUCUUAGGAGAUCUAAAAAGCUCUGUUUAUGCAUGGAUAGCCUCUUAGAGAGAACGAGGCUAGCUGUUCAUAAACAAAGCUUUUUAAGUUUACUGAGACAUAAUGAUCGCUGCGUGAGGGAGGUCUAUUGUAUGCUUACAACUACACUGUAGCAUUGCACCUCAGUAGUAGGUCUAGUUGUUUUUCACACCAUAAUUAUUAAUCUGAUCUUGUUAUUGCCCAUGGUGCACUAAAGUAAACUGAUCAAAAGCAGAUUCUAUGGAAAGUCACACUUUUGUUCUUUGUUGUUGUUCUUGCAAACUUUGUGCGCACAAGAUAGGAGAGCUGUGGAUCUGUUGUUCACAUUUCUCCUAUUAUUAAUUAAAGAGCUGUUUUUUCUUUCCAGGAACAGUUUGUUCUUUUAUUCAUCUGGUGUAUCACUUGGUCUUAUCAUGUCACUUCUUCUGCUUGUCUACAUACUGCACAGACUAAUCCCAGGGGUAAGAAAAAACGGUGUGGGGUCAAUGUUAAGACUUAUCCCUCGGGUAUUUUCUUUCCAGGAACAGCUUGUUCUUUUAUUCAUCUGGCUCUGGUUGUUCAAACGUUGGAUAGCGCUAUCCACUGCAUAAAUCACUAUCCAGUGAAUAAGUAUUACGGAAAUCAAUUACGCUAUCCGUUGGAUAGUGAUUUGUCCAGUUGAUAGCGCUAUCCAACGUUUGAACAACUGGGCCCUGCUGUAUCACUUGGUCUUAUCAUGUCACUUCUUCUACUUGUCCACAUGCUACACGGAUUAAUCCCUGGGGUGAGACAAAAAGGUUUGGGGCCACUGUUAAUUAAGACUUAUCCCUUGGGUAAGACAAAGCAGUUUGGGGGUGAUGGUUUAGACAAAGUCCUGAGGUAAAGCGAGCAGAGGUGAGCGUUUGUUAACCCCUGUUGUGCAGGCAAUAGGAUUGGAAGUUGAAAAAUGUUGAACGUGCAUGUAUGCAUUUGCUUAAGAAUUGUUGUCAAUAUUUCAGCAUAUUGUUUUAUGCCAUUUUCGCAACUGAGGCCGCCGUGUUUACUUGUUGUAUUUCACUGCGUUCGACCUCAUGAGAACGCAACCUAAUCCCCUCGUUUGGGUGUCCAAGUCAAAAACGGAUGGCAGGACCAAAAGCAUGUCCUUUCGGGAAGUUUAUUGCAUUUACAUGUAUUGGAGUCGUUGUUUUAAAUGUUGUUGUUGUGUGGUCAUUUCUUUUCAGAGAGGAGGUGCAUAUGCUGUUUUAAUUGGAGGAUGGAGUCUGGGUGCCUAUUUAAUCCAGUGGACUUGGAGUAACUUAAAAGACCUUCUACUUAACCACAACCAAUGGGUCAUUGGAUAUCUUGUUGUUAUAGGUAUGUCACAAAAGAGACCUAUAGAUAUGAGGACCAGAUUGAACUAACAGUUUUUUCGCGUAUACUCUCUAAACGUACAUAGACAACCCGGAAAACUUCAUUGUCCUUUUUUGUUUUUUUCAACAGAAACGUUAGUACGGUUAUUUUUAUCGAAGGAGGUUAAGCCCUCUCCCAAUCGCAAAGUGGUACAUUUUCGAACAUUUUAAUAACUUUUUUCCGCCACUACGACAUUCUUGCUAAAACCCGUAGUAGACUGAAGACGGCUAUCGCGCUUUCCCGCCAAAAGAACGCUGGAUCACGCGUGCGCACUACUUAAUUAGCUAUUGAGAAAAUCUCGUCCUCGUCGUCGCGCCCUCGUUUUUUUUUUUAAUAGAAUCUAAAGGUCUCUGAUGCGAAAAGGAAAACCUGCAUAUUAAAGAUUAUUAUGGUCGGCAUUUUUCAAAAACUCCUACUCUUUGACUGUCGUAUUACGCUCUAUAACAGCAGAGUUUUUUCCUUUCGUCAGGCAUCAGAAGCUUAUGUGUUUGCUGUUGUUACGGCCUAGUCAACGUAUUACGCUGUAUAACAGCUGUGUUUAUUUCCCGCUUUCUCCAGGCCUCAUAAGCUUUGGUGUAUGUUAUUAUUACGGCCCAGUAACCAGCGACCGCGGACUGGAUCUCAUUCGCUGGAUGCUGCAGCUUAUAGGAUUGAGCCUACUGUACAUGAGUACAAGGUCAGAUGAGGUCUCCAUAGCUCUGUGUAUUACAGUGGUUUCGUCCCAUAUAAUUCGCAGAAGUGGCAUCCUUGUCUUCUGUUUCAGACUGCUUCCUCAACACUGGUAAGGCUACCAUUCAUGCUGCCAAGAUUAAAUUAUAGGAUAGAGAGGAAAACACCGUUGUUUGCUUUGAGGCAGUCAGGCGUGAACUUGAUGACGUUUCAAACGCGGACGUCCCAGGAAUUAGAGUUCCGUUUAAUUGCAACCUCUAAAAAUAACUUAAGUGAAGUUCGCAUAUCCCGGCCAACGCCCUAAGUUUCCCUCUUUGGCCUAUUUUCCCAUUAUUUUGCCCUUCUGAAGGCGUCUCGCCCUUUGCUUGUAACCACCUUCAUGUUUUAUCCUGUUUUCCGUAACCACUGUACCCUUCGAUUAAACAUCUAUUUACUGAAAAUGUCGCGCGGAAAACGCAGGAAAUGGCAUUUCUGAGCCCCUAAAUAUGAAAACGUUCUCGGGGAGCAUGCCCCCACUCCCCCUAGUUUGCAGUACCUUCUCAGGUCUAACCUUUCUUUCCCUGCUUACACUUUCAAAACCUUAAGCUACGCCAUUGAGGUGUCAUUACGUUUUAGCAGGUCAAACGUAUUUUGGCUACUGAUUAAUCGUGAGCAAGAGUUGUCUGCCUUUUGUAAUUCCGCUGAUUUACACUGCUUAUUAAUUUUUUUUUUCGCAGGAUUUCCUACAGAGUCUAUUAUUUCUUCUUUCCUCCAAGACACACAUUUCUUUCCGAGGAGGAAUACAUGAUGCAGGGAACUGAAGAAACUAGAAGAGCUUUAGAAGAUCUUAGAGAAUAUUGCAGCAGUCCCGAGUGCGAUACAUGGCGCCUUGUUAGUCGACUGCAAAGUCCCACUAGGUAUGUUACCAUCCCGGUAGAAGGGUUCUCCCUGUGAUGGCCUUAGCGGGGAGGCUCCGCCCGAAAAGGGUACCUUUUUCACGCUUCAGGUGUAUGAAAGAGUAAGGGAUUUCACUUGUCGAAUGUAUGGAAUGGUAGGGAAAUCGGUGAAAAGGCCCAAAAGGGCUAACAGAUGCGUUUUAUGGCUGUGAAAAAAAUUGAGAAAAUGUCUUGGUUUUGUGAUUUAUACUACUACUUGAGAAAUUUCUGUAAUUUGAUUGGCUUAGAGUAGUGGUUUUUCAGCUUAAUUUGAAAUACCUACAUGUGAAAAUUACAAACCUUUUGCGGGUAGUAGUAUAAACAAAUAAUAGCAUGAUUUGUACGUGAUAAUUGGCAUAAAUACCACUUGUGAUAUUUCAAAAUUGUCUCAAAUUUCACUCGCCUAACGGCUCGUGAAAUUACGUAUAACAGUUUUGAAAUAUCACUCGUGGUAUUUACGCCAAAUAUCACUACAAAUCAUGCUAUUACCUUUACUUAUCCAUAUGUUAAAGACUGUGUAUUUACAGUAGUUAAAAGGGAUGCAAUGUUCUACAGUCAAAGGGGUUCCUUUUUUGCCAAAUAAAGGUAUUUAAAAGGGUAAGGGGUUGGACCUCGGGGCGGAGCCUCACCGUAGAAAACCAUUUUGAGUACCCCAACCCUCCGAGAUUACUAUUUUGUUUAAUGCGUAGAAAAACGAACAAAUCAGGGAACACAGAGAGAAAUUAAAACUCAAGGGAAAUGUAAAGGAAACAAAAAUAAUUAAAUAUUGGCUUGCAGUGGUACUUGAAUGGUCACACUUUGAUUCCUGCAGAUUCACUGAGUUGAAACUGAAGCUUAACGUCGAGUUGCGCAAUCUUUAAUCUCAUGGUGUCGGUUGGACGUUUCGCACGAAAAUCGCUAUUCUAGGUUCCUUUUGUGACUCCACAAGUAUAUCUCGAUACUCUUUUCUUGCGAAAACCUUGUACAGAAGUCAAAUAAAUUUGAAGUUUAGCUGGUUCAAUUUUACCUUGGAUUUCGUGUGACAUCCCGUUUUUUUCUUGCCCUGUUCGUAAAAUUAAUGGGAAAGCUUUUUUACUCACUUCAGUUACUUUUUUACUUUUUACAUGUACUUUUUCCUUUUACAUUUUAUAUUUGACUCUUAAUCCUUCACGUCCCAACAGUGAUCAACUUCAAUUUUCCCCUUACUAUAUCAAUACAUAAUCAGCAGAAAAGCUUAAGAGAAUCAAAAAACUGAUCACCAAACGGAAAAUGCUUUGAUCUUUUUUUUUUCUCAAAUUCUCCUGGGCAGCGUAUUUUCUAAGGGAGUGUAUGAAGGUCAGUCAGGACAAUUUGUGGGUAUUUUGGCUUAAAGGGUUAAACGAAACACGCAAUGCGUUUAAACCGGCUCUUGAAGUUUAAGGAACUGAAUUGUGAUUUUUGAAAAGCUGAAGGUCUGUUUACAGUGUAGGUAUUUUUGUAGGAUAUUUUUUCUUACGUAAACUAACCCCUCCGUCAAAAGGUAAAUAGAGGGCUCCUACUAAAGUUGAUUGUCGCAAUGGCUUAAAGUUUAUAGCUUUAUUAGUAUAUAUGCUUAAGCUUCGCUUUUAGGCUUGGCUAAAUCAAUAACUUACAGAUUACAGCUGUAAUCUGUUUUCUGAAUCAAGAGAUGCUUAGGGUUUUUAUAAGUACUGUUCACAUCGAACUUCUUUUCCAGAUUUGCGCAGUUCAUGUCCACUGGCCAGCAUAUCGUAGACAAUGAAGUAAGAACACACGAAGAAGUAGAUCCUUCACAUUGGUUCACUGAAGAAAGUGAAGACGAAACACUAAACACUUCGCGUCUUGGUGAGUAA